Molecule: messenger RNA, 597 nt
Organism: Strongylus vulgaris
Lineage: Eukaryota; Metazoa; Nematoda; Chromadorea; Rhabditida; Strongylidae
Source: the annotation of a GenBank genome assembly
AUGUUUUUAUUACGAAAAUUCGAUAUUCGUUUAUCCGAAAAAAAUUUCGAUGUUUCAACUAUAGUUGUAAAUAUCAAGUUUCUUGAAGCCCAUAGUAGACAAGCCGGCGUUUUUGCCUUGUGUUGGCUUAAGGAGACACCAAUAUUGAAAGGCCUUAGCUGGUAUGCAAAACCUGGUGAAACUGUAGCCUUUGUAGGAAAAAGCGGCUGUGGCAAGAGCACCAGCGUAAGUUGGAAAAGUUCCUUGAAGAUAAGCCUAUUAACCCGGCUCUACGACUGUGAUAAAGGCACAAUGACUCUCGAUGGUCGUGACAUUAGAUCACUCAAGUUGACACACUUAAGAAAGGUAAUAGGCAUUGUGCAACAAGAGCCUUGUCUCUUUAACGGCACUAUUCGUGAAAACAUUGUGCUUGGUCGAAAUAUCAGUGACGCAAAGGCAGAAGAAGCUGCACGCAUAGCCAAUGCACACGAUUUUAUCCUAAAGUUGGAGAAGGUAGUUUUAAAUGAUGUUUUCUGGAAGCAAAAAAAGGAACUUUCCGAAACAAUAUUACCUUUCCUCACUCUUGUUCGUGUAAAGCAAUUGAAGUGCAUACCCUAA